Molecule: messenger RNA, 798 nt
Organism: Balaenoptera ricei (Rice's whale)
Lineage: Eukaryota; Metazoa; Chordata; Mammalia; Artiodactyla; Balaenopteridae
Product: melanoma-associated antigen 8-like
Biological process (GO): negative regulation of transcription by RNA polymerase II
Cellular component (GO): nucleus
Source: RefSeq, a predicted model, not a curated record
AUGAGUGAGCUCCGCAAGCCUGAGGCAGACCUUCAGGACCCAGUCCAGGCCCAGGGCCCGGUGGAGGCGCGGCUGUUCAGGGCUGAGGGGGAGGAGGCUGCAUCCCCCUCGUCUCCCUCCUCCCCAGUCCGCGCCCCCCCCCCAACCCAGGCCGAGUCCUUGUCCCAGGAGGCACUUGAUGUGAUGAUGGCUGACCUGGUGGGGUUCCUGCUCCUCAAGUAUCGCACCAAGGAGCCGACCACCGAGGCGGAAAUGCUGAAUAUGGUCCUCAAAGACCAUCGGGACCACUUCCCCGUGGUCUUGAGCCAAGCCUGCGAGUGCAUGCAGCUGGUCUUUGGCGUGGAUGUGAAGGAGGUGGACCCCAGCGAGCACACCUAUGUCCUGGCCCCCACCCUGGGCCUCACCUGGGAUGCCAUGCUGACCGAUGGGCAGAGCGUGCCCAAGGCCGGCCUCCUGGUGAUGCUUCUGGCUGUGAUCCUCCUGGAAGGAUCUGCCUUUGAGGAGGAGGUCUGGGAAGCACUGAGCGUCAUGCGGGUGUAUGCAGGGAAGCAGCACUGCAUCUGUGGGGAGCCCAGGGAGCUGCUCACCAAAGUGUGGGUGCAGGAGGGCUACCUGGAGUACCGGCAGGUGCCCCACGGCGACCCCGCCCGCUACGAGUUCCUGUGGGGUCCCCGGGCCUACGCGGAGACCAGCAAGUGGCAGGUCCUGGAGCAUCUGCUCAGGGUCAAUAGCUUGGAUCCCAGGUCCUUCCCAUCCCUGUGUGCAGAGGGUGUGAGCGAUGAGGAAGAGGGGGCCUGA